AUCAGUGACGUAGCCUAAACUCAUUACAUUUGCGGUGAGCAGUGUAGCAGCAGCGUUCAGCUGUAAUGGAUAACUGUACUGGUCCCUCACAUUUUAUUUUUAUCUCUAUACUGUUGUAUUGUGUAUGUGGGCUUUCAUUUGGUACUGAACUUAGUUUUGUGACGUGCGGUUCAGUCGUGAAACUAUUGAAUGUAAAGCAUAAUGUGAGACUUCACUCGCAUGACGUGCGCUACGGUUCUGGUAGUGGACAGCAGUCGGUGACAGGAGUCACCACCGUAGAGGAUAGUAAUAGUUACUGGAGCUUGCGUGGCACUAUUGGCGCCAUGUGCCACCGUGGGACCCCUGUCAAGUGUGGCCAGACCAUCCGCCUGACACAUGUCAACACAGGGAGGAACCUUCACAGCCACUACUUUACCUCCCCACUUUCCUCCAAUCAGGAGGUGAGUGCGUUUGGUGAGGACGGGGAGGGGGACAACCUUGACGAGUGGACGGUCCAAUGCGGGGGCUCCGUGUGGCAGCGUGAAGAGGCCGUCCGCUUCCUCCACACCGCUACCGAGGCUCUGCUGUCAGUGACAGGGGAGCAGUAUGGGCGACCCAUCCACGGACAGAGGGAGGUACACGCCAUGGCAGGCUCCAGCCAGCACAGCCUGUGGAAGGCCAUGGAAGGAAUCUACAUGAAGCCUAGCGAGAGCCCGCUAGGUAGCAGAGACUACAGCCAUCCUCAACACACAGAGUUCUGAACCUGACCCCCUCCCCCACCCCCCCCUCCGCUACCCAGUUAAUGCUGCCUCUUGUCUUCCGGUAUUCUUUCUUUCUCUUUCUCUCAACUGCUUAAAUCCAUCUUUUCUCUGUCCUGCUUUUGUUUUGGCUCUGUUUCCUUUCCUUCUCCAUCAUCCUCCCUUUUUCUUUUUUGAGGACACAUUUGCGCACAAGUGCCAAAGUGUAUCGAGGUAUGGUUAUAAUUUGUCUCGAGACCCAUACCUGGGUACACACAGGAUUGAUACACUAAAGACUGAAUCAUAACCCAACCUCAGGGCGACAGAUCGCCCUGUACCCCCCUCUGACUGACGAAGAAACAGGAAAUGACCCGAUCUGGCCAUUCAAGCCUAUAAACACAGUACAUAUGAUGUCACGGGUGCUAUAUUACCAUGUCUUAUGUUCUGAUAUUUGUACAGUGUUUGUUACAGUACAUAUGACUGAGUUAUAGUGUCUUAGAAGGGAAGAGUAGAAUGGAAUGUAUUGAACUUAUCUCCAUAUGAAUGUUCAUAUCACCACAACAGACAUAUUGUAGAGAUAGUUUAUAUAUUGGACUGUGACAGUAUGUGUGAUUUUGUGAUUGUGACUCUUAUUAGUUUUGGGAAAUGAGUACCAACUCUGUUCCCAUGUAAUCCUGACAAAUAGACUAGUAGCAAAACAGCAUUGUUACACUGGUGCCUUUAUUAUAUUGUAAGGACAUGCGGUUUGCAUUAUAAACAAGCAAUGGUUUUAAUAAUUGAGGGGCACUUGAUCAUAGAAACUGAUCAACUGUAAUAAUUACAUUCAGAUUCAGUAUUACACACACAGGACAUUCUGUACAUUGAAUAAGCUGAGACAAAAAGCCUGCCUGUUUUCUGUGUACAUCGCAGUAUUAUCUGUCACACUGCCACAGCUGUCAGGCAGCUAACAUGGACACCUCAUUACCGCAGACAGACUUAUGUCAUGGCAAUCUCUUCCUCUGCGGCUGUAGGUGUCUCUUGCCCCAGGUGGGAGGGCAGUGUUUUAAGUUUUGGAACAAUGCUGUUUUCACUUUGUAUAAAAUGUAACUGAUACCUCAGAAUAAAUAUGUUUUGCGCAUCCUA
Osmerus eperlanus (European smelt) is the source of this 1838-nucleotide messenger RNA. It is a transcript of the gene sdf2, whose product is annotated as stromal cell-derived factor 2. Bases 66 to 740 code for a protein of 224 amino acids. The transcript has 3 exons. The record is from RefSeq and is a predicted model, not a curated record. NCBI's taxonomy places the organism in Eukaryota, Metazoa, Chordata, Actinopteri, Osmeriformes, Osmeridae.